Paramuricea clavata is the source of this 1089-nucleotide messenger RNA. NCBI's taxonomy places the organism in Eukaryota, Metazoa, Cnidaria, Anthozoa, Malacalcyonacea, Plexauridae. The record is from the annotation of a GenBank genome assembly.
AUGGCGGCUGCACUACCAGGUAAUAUAAUUGAAAUAAGGACGAAAUAGAAUGUAAAUUUUGUCAAAUUUGUGGUAUGUUUUAACUCGUGUUUUAUAUACAUAUUUUUUGUAGACACAAGCUAGACAGGAAGUCUGCGGUCAUAGACAGUCCGAACAAAUAUUGACCUUUCUUCUUGUUUUAUGUUUACAGUUUGCAAGGAAAUGAUAUAUUCUAUCUGGCCUAAAAGCAAACAUUUUGUGCUUUGUUCUGUAAAAACAUUAGGCUUUUAGCCAGAAUAGAAAUAAACCUGGUGUACUUAAUUAUAAUCGAUGAUGAGUAUUACCAUUGAUUGAUUGAUUGGAUUUCCGAUGAUCGGUUUUCAUCGAUUAACUACGCCGGGAAAUAAACCAUCCCUAUGUUUUAUAUGCAACUGUCAUUAGAAACCUCCACCAAUGGGGCAUGGGUGGAGGAUGGUGUGUAUUUUAGCGUAUCCAUUGUGCCACAUAGGUUGGGCAGGUGGGGUUUGGGUAUUCUGUCAACCUUAUAUAAUGUUCGUUAAGGGCGGUGGGGGUAUGCAAAGGACCAGUACCUUUACACCCCCAAAAAUAUUAAUAUCGAACAAUUAUUGAAAUCUGCACAAAAUUUUUCAAAUUGUAAGAAAAACAGCAAAUAAUUUCCGAAGAAUUGGCAAUCAUUACUGUCCCUGCUUUUUAAAUUGAAAACACUGCUUUUCUGCCGAUCAUAAACAAUUUCUCGGUGAUCAGCUAUUAUUUCAAGCCCUUUUAGAGUCAAACUUUUUUGCUGUCCAUUUUAUUCCAGAACAAAAAUUGCCAAUAGAAGCGGCUGUUUCUCCAAAACGACCAGGCUUUGGCACAAAAGGUCGAGACAUUCAGCUUCAAGCGAAUUUCUUCGAGUUGAAGUUGCCCAACGGUGACAUUCAUCAUUAUGACAUUGCCAUCACGCCAGAUAAGUGUCCGCGAGCUGUCAACCAUGCUGUCGUCCAGACGAUGGUUAACCAAUACCAUAAGAUGUUUGGAGGACAGAAACCUGUCUACGAUGGAAGAAAGAAUCUGUAUAGCCGAAGUCCAUUACCUAUUGACAAGGACAAA